This is a messenger RNA of Phialemonium atrogriseum, 1620 nucleotides long. RefSeq lists its product as uncharacterized. Gene Ontology annotation, molecular function: transmembrane transporter activity. The record is from RefSeq and is a predicted model, not a curated record. The transcript has a single exon. The coding region runs from base 1 to 1620 and encodes 539 amino acids. Lineage: Eukaryota; Fungi; Ascomycota; Sordariomycetes; Cephalothecales; Cephalothecaceae. Gene Ontology annotation, biological process: transmembrane transport.
AUGAAGCGACCAAAGAAACGACUCGACUCGAUGGAGUGGUUCCGCAUCACCGUCCACAAUGGAGUCAUCACCCGGCACCGGUACCUGAUCAAGCUCUGCAAGGCUCUGAUGAUGUACGGCGCCCCCACGCACCGGCUGGAGGAGUACAUGGCGACGUCGUCGCGGGUACUCGAGAUCAACGGCCAGUUCCUAUACAUGCCCAACUGCAUGAUCGUCAGCUUUGACGACCCCGUCACGCACACGGCCGAGGUGAAGCUCGUCCGCGUGCGCGAGGGCAUCGACCUGGGCCGCCUGCGCGACGUGUACAACAUCUACAAGGGCGUCAUCCACUGCGUCAUCAACGCCGACGAGGCCCUCGCCCAGAUAGAGGAGGUGAUGCGGCGCGACAAUAUGUACGCCCGGUGGAUGCGGGUGCCCGUCUACGGGCUCGCGUCGGCCUGCGUGGCCCCCUUCGCCUUCCAGGGCCGCUUCAUCGACCUCCCGCUCGCCUUCGUGCUCGGCUGCAUCACGGGCCUGCUGCAGCUCGUCGUGGCGCCCAGCAACAAGCUGUACGCCAACGUGUUCGAGGUCAGCGCCGCCGUCGUGACCUCCUUCCUGGCGCGGGCCUUUGGCUCCGUCCGCGGCGGCAAGCUCUUCUGCUUCAGCGCCCUGUCGCAGAGCAGCAUCGCCCUCAUCCUGCCGGGCUACAUGGUGCUCUGCGGCAGCCUCGAGCUGCAGUCGCAGAACCUCGCCGCCGGCUCCAUCCGCAUCAUCCACGCCCUCAUCUACACCCUCUUCCUCGGCUGCGGCAUCACCAUCGGCUCCUCCCUCUACGGCAUGCUGGACCACGAGGCCACGAGCGCCACCACAUGCCACGAGCCGCUGCCGCGGCCCUGGCCCGCCGUCUUCGUCUCGGGCUUUGCCGUCUGCCUGUGCGUCAUCAACCAGGCCCGCUGGCCCCAGACCCCCGUCAUGGUGGUCAUGGCCGUCGCCGGCUACGUCGUCAACAACUCCACCAGCAACUUCCUCGAGGGCAACAACCAGAUCAUCUCCAGCCUCUUCGGCGCCCUCACCGUCGGCAUCCUCGCCAACCUCUACUCCCGCACCGGCCACACCUGCCAGCACGCCUGGCUCGACGUCCUGGACUGGUGGGCCCUGCGCGCCCGCCCGCGCCUCGCGGCCAUCUUCCUGCGCCGCGGCCGCGCGACGACGACGAGUACCAAGUCCUCGGACCCCGAGGCCACGGCAGGGCAGAGCUCCGACUCGGAGUCGUCGUCGUCGUCGUCGUCGUCGUCGUCGCCGCCCGAGCCGCCCAAAAAGCGGGCGCGCAACGUGGGCUACAGCCUCGCGGCUGCGGCGAUGCUGCCGGCGAUCUGGGUGCAGGUCCCCUCGGGGAUCGCGGCGGGCGGGUCGCUGCUGGCGGGGAUCAAGGCGGCGAACGUGAUCACGGGCAACGCGACGGUCAAGGCGACGGCGUCGGCGUUUGCCGGCAGCCAGGUCGUCGGCGUGCUCGACGGGACCACCUUCAACGUCCUGUUCAGCGUCAUCCAGGUCGCCAUCGGCCUGUCGGUCGGGCUGUUCCUCAGUGCGCUGAUUGUGUACCCGCUUGGGAAGAGGAGCAAUUCCUUGUUCAGCUUCUAG